CUUUUAGGCGUUCCAUGGGAUCUCAUACUCGAUUCUCCUGCUGCUUUUGUCAACGUACUCUCAUCCUGCUGCUUUUUGUGUCAAGUGUAACGUUCCAGCUAUUCGCGCUAUUUCUUUCUUAUCGAUCCGAACGUCCACUCAAGGUUCCCUCGGUUGGCAAAGCUCCCGUUAGUUCCAUUUUGUGGGAAAUCCAAAGCCACCUUCAGUUACAAAGACAGUCAGUGGAGCCAACUGUUGACUUCAAUAUUUCCAAAUGGAAUUUUACCGGCUCUGAAGAUCUAGAUUACCGACUGAAUAUCGACAUGCCGGAAUUGGUGAGACGUAUUUCCUCCGGUUUACCGGUCGACAUACAGCCGAUCAAUGAACCCGUAUUCGAUGUACUCAUUUCGCACGCCGAAAUAUGCACCAAUAUUGAACGCAGAAAUCAGCAGCCUCCGGAACUUCUUAUUCUUAUAAAAUCCGCCCCAGGAAACUUCAUACUCCGGGAUACAAUUCGUGUCGGCUGGGGUGACGAGUCGUGUUGGGGCGGCCGCCAUAUUGUGCGGCUCUUUCUGUUGGGCGCAAUUCCCGAUUCACAAACUGAUGUUUCUUCCCGAAUUGCCAUGGAAGUCUCUUUCCAUGGAGAUGUUAUACAGCAGAAUUUUAUCGAUGACUACUACAACAAUACGUAUAAAAUCAUGUUCGGAAUCGAUUGGGCGGUGAACAAUUGUGCCAACGUACCUGUUAUCAUGUUUGUGGAUGACGAUUUCUUUGUAUAUCCCAGAAAUGUUAUUGCUUUCAUCGAAGGUCUAAGCAUCGCCAUCCGCGAGCAUCUGGCCGCAGGUUACGUUUGGCGGGACGCCAAACCCAUCCGGACCAAACGAUAUAGGCAUUUGAAGAAAUGGGUCAUCGAUUGGAACGACUAUCCGGACGCACAAUACCCGCCAUACGUCGCAGCGGGCAAUUUCUUCAUCUCCAUGCAAGUGGCCCGCAAAAUGCACAUCGCCUCCCGAUUCACAAAGUAUUUGCGUUUCGAUGACGUUUUUCUCGGAAUUGUGCUUAAAAAGUUACUUCUAACCCCAAUGCACCUGCCACAAAUCUACGCAUUUUCUCCUGUAAAUGAAUCCAGUAACCAACUAGAACUUAUGUUAUCCAGUCAUCGCUUUGGUAAUCCAGCUCGUCAACUUGCUCUGUGGGAUCGGCUACAGUGCCGAACGUUUUGUACGCCCAACAGAUGAUGUUUCCGAUCGUUUUAUAUUUUCCUGUGGCUAGCGUCGCGCUCUUGUGUGCUGCUUGCUACCUCAAGCCAAUACUAUGAUAUGAUCAUUUACCAAGUUCCUCGUCACCUAUUCCAAUAACUUAGUGACUAUAUUUUGUCUUGCCCCUUCCCUCACUUUUAUUUCCAAGGUUUUUUUCUCAGUACUUCCUACGGAACAUAUUUUGUCGACCUAACGCUGCUACUUUCAAUGUCAUCAACGACUUGCGAUGAAGAUUCUUACUCACUUUUACAAUAUAGACUAUUUUUCUACCCCGGUCUUUGAACUGUUGUUAUCACAGUCACAAUCCUUUAGUGCCAAUCACCAUUGAAACAAAACGUUUGCAUGUGUACCAUGUGUUUAUCUAUUUCCAUGUGAUGGUGGUGGUUAACUCUUCACGUGAUUGUAUGCAUGCUGUUAAACAUGUUGGCCCAUUCGCAACCAUGUUUUUAUAGCUGUGAAGUGUGAGGCGUGACAAAUAAACCUUGGGUGUUGCCCAUUCGCAGCGCUCCAUUUCACUAUCACCGAGUUUGGCACUGGUUUGCGCAGGACUGCGACUGCAAUCAGGGACAUCCUUUGGGAUGUGGGAUUCCGUUCAAAAU
Dicrocoelium dendriticum is the source of this 1837-nucleotide messenger RNA. The record is from the annotation of a GenBank genome assembly. NCBI's taxonomy places the organism in Eukaryota, Metazoa, Platyhelminthes, Trematoda, Plagiorchiida, Dicrocoeliidae.